AUGGGGUUUGUUUUUCUUUGUAGUAGCUUUCUCUAUAAUAGUUGCUCAGAUUGGUCCAACCGGGGCUGCUCUUGUUUAAUUUUUCCUUAUUCUUUUUGCCUGGGCAAGGUGUUUGUUAUUUGGUAUGGAAAUCUGCCAAGAGUGGUCGUCUCCUCUCCGGACCUUGUUAAGGAAAUUUUCUUCAACAAGUCUACUCAUUUUCACAGUGGACUAGAUUCGCUCGCGGUGAAGUUGCUUGGUGGAGGUCUUAUUACCCACAAUGGUGAGAAAUGGGCCCGUCACAGAGGAAUACUGAAACCUGGAUUGACUAGAGGAAAACUAAAGGAGACUUUCUCAGCUUUUUCUUCUAGCUGCACUGAAAUGAUCUCUAGAUGGAAUAAGCUGGUUGGUCCCUGUGGGCACCGGGAACUAGAUGUGUCCAUUGAACUACGACAGCUUAUCAAAGAGAUUCACUCCAAAACUAUAUAUGGUAGUAGCUAUGCAGAAUUAAAGCGGGUAUUCGAACUUCAGGCAGAACAAGCCAAGCUAUCAGCGACAUCACUUUGGGAAAUUUAUUUCCCUGCAUUUAGCUUUGCCACAGAAACUAACAUCAGGAAAAAGAACAUACACGCAGAAGUGACAUCUAUGUUGAUGAAUUUGAUAAGUAAAAGAUUAGAGGAGAUGAAAGUGGGAAAUCCUAGUAACGAUAAUGUUCUGGGUGUAAUGUUGCAAUCGUAUAUAAGCAGCACGAUCCAAGAGGAUGGAGGUUCAAAGGAAGUGGGGAUGUCAAUAGAGGACAUCUUGGAGGAAUGCAGGUUACUUAGUAUUGCACACGACACAACUUCGGCACUGGCGACAUGGGCGAUGGUAGCUCUAGCCAUGCAUCCACUAUGGCAAAACCGUGCAAGGGACGAGAUACUUCAGUUAUGUGGGAAGCAGAUUCCCACGUUUGACAACCUAAACCAACUAAAGAUUGUUACCAUGAUUCUUUAUGAGGUUCUGCGAUUGUAUACUGGUCUGCCGCUGUUACUUCGGCGAACGUACCAGAGUGUGACGAUCGGGCAGUACACCCUCCCGGCUGGUGUUGAAGUAUUGAUCCCCAUACUCCUUAUCCAACAUGACAAAGAAAUUUGGGGUGACGACGCAGACAAGUUCGAUCCGGACCGAUUCUCCAAGGGCGUUUCAAAUGCCUCGAAGCAUAAAAUGGGCUUCAUUCCAUUUGGUUGGGGACCGAGGAUCUGCCUCGGACAAGCGGUUGCAAUCACUGGAGCAAAAUUGGCACUAGCCAUGAUUCUUCAACAUUUCUCCUUUGAGCUCUCACCAUCUUAUGUCCACGCUCCUUAUGUUGCUGUGUCCGUGCAGCCUCAGCAUGGUGCUCCUCUUAUCUCAAGACAACUAUGAGAUUAUGGUUCCUGAAAGGACAAUAUGGCUUUGCACCGUUUACCGUGCAGGCACCCAGGGACGGACCAUAUAGCUAUUGUGUUUCACUUGAGUUGCAGCAACAUUGAAUAAUUCUGUGUUCUGCUCAUAUUUCUUGAUUUCAGUAGAUUGAAUAUUUGGCACUAA
Molecule: messenger RNA, 1545 nt
Organism: Nymphaea colorata (pocket water lily)
Lineage: Eukaryota; Viridiplantae; Streptophyta; Magnoliopsida; Nymphaeales; Nymphaeaceae
Product: cytochrome P450 72A397-like
Exons: 5
Coding region: 1-1380 (459 amino acids)
Molecular function (GO): oxidoreductase activity, acting on paired donors, with incorporation or reduction of molecular oxygen; iron ion binding; heme binding
Source: RefSeq, a predicted model, not a curated record